AUGUCUGAUAUUCGACGAGCGAUUCCGGAUUGGGAAGGUGACAACUUACCCGAAUCGUUCAUCGUUAAAUUGCCAACAUUUUCGUCGAAAGCUGAAGAGGCAUUACACAUGGAUCAUUUGGAGAACGAGCACGAUGCAAAAGAGGAGGCUACUCUUGUGCGAAUAUUCCACCGAAAUGAAUCCCAACUCUAUCAUCUAUUCCAAGAACAUCAACCAUGUAUCAAAUGUGGUUGUAUCAUAUCUAUUAAACGAUAUGANCCUAUACCAAUACCAAAAAUCUAUUUGUGUCGUGACUGCGAUUUGAUGACGAAAACGGCGAAUGAUCACGAAUUCUCCGUGAUCGUUAUGGAGGAUCUACGGAAAUAUUCACUAAUUGAUAUUAUCGACGGUUUUAAUGAUAAACAGUUGUACUCAAUAAUGGAUGCGAUUGUUGAUCUUCAUGUAUAUUCGUUUACGCAUGUUGGUUGGGAACAAGUCGGUUUCUUUGAAAGUGAAAUUGAUGAAACGAUGAGCAUGGAAAAUACGCUGAAUGGUAUGGUUACUGCUUUAAAGAAGUUAUCACCGAAACAUUUCGAAAAAGUUGAUUUAUUGCUGGAAUUGAGUGGUAAACACGGUUGGAAUAGAAAAUACAUGAAGAAAUGUGUAAAUGACGAAUAUAUCUGUGCGUUGGUACACGGUGACCUAUGGCCAGCAAAUAUCAUGUGGGACGGUAAUAAGCUCAAGGCAAUUAUUGACUGGCAAUUAGCACAUAAAGGAAUUAUCGUAGAAGAUAUCAUGCGAGUGCUAUCGACAUCCGUAUCAGUUGAUACGAGGAAACGUCUUACAAAACCAUUGCUCCACUAUUAUUAUUAUCAACUCGCGGACAGAAUGUCAAAUUUACGACUCGAAAUGCCUUUCGCUUUUGAGGAUGUUCAGGCAACUGUUAUUCCACUUAAGAAGAGUUAUCGUUUGGCGUUGCCUUAUGCGGCACUAUGCACUGUUUUUGCGGCCGCAUUCUGGAGCAAUUCGGCAGUGCUGAAGGAUGAGAAGAAUCCAGAAAAUCAAGCUCGAAGAAUGAAAGAAAUAUUCGAUCGCACGGAAAGCAUUAUUGAAGAUGCGGUGCAUUCCUUUCAUGCCUCAUCCUGA
Molecule: messenger RNA, 1125 nt
Organism: Anisakis simplex (herring worm)
Lineage: Eukaryota; Metazoa; Nematoda; Chromadorea; Rhabditida; Anisakidae
Source: the annotation of a GenBank genome assembly